Arabidopsis thaliana (thale cress) is the source of this 1483-nucleotide messenger RNA. RefSeq names its product FBD, F-box and Leucine Rich Repeat domains containing protein. The transcript is spliced from 3 exons. Lineage: Eukaryota; Viridiplantae; Streptophyta; Magnoliopsida; Brassicales; Brassicaceae. The record is from RefSeq and is marked reviewed. The coding region runs from base 52 to 1305 and encodes 417 amino acids.
GAAGGAUUAUUAGAGACUAGAGAGUUUUUUUUUAAAUCUCUAUUAACAACAAUGGAACAGCAAUUAAAAACUGAUGGUUUAAAUUUGAGUAUUCGAGAUGCCGUGAAGGAGGACCGAAUCAGUGAGUUGCCUGAAGAUUUGCUUCUACAGAUAUUGUCUGAUAUUCCAACAGAAAAUGUCAUAGCCACGAGUGUUUUGUCUAAACGUUGGAGAUCUCUUUGGAAGAUGGUGCCAAAUCUCACGUUUGAUUUUACGUUUGAUCCAAAGUAUCACCAAACAUUUUCAGAGAAUCUUUACAGGUCUUUGACUUCACAUGAAGCUUCGGUUCUAGAAAGUUUGCAAUUGAAUUUCACACGUGGAAUUGAUGGUUUGAAUAUUGGAAUGUGGAUUGCAACUGCAUAUGUACGUCAUGUUCGUAAAUUGGUAUUGGUUAGUUUCGGUGAUGUGCGUGAUAAGAGGGCUAGAUUUCGGAGUGCUUUGUUUAACUUCAAUGAUACACUUGACAUUUUGGAAAUCCAGGAUUAUAUUCUUUUAGACCUUCCUUCUCCGGUUUGCUUGAAGUCCCUUAGAGAGCUGCGCCUAUACGAAGUACACUUCAAAGACGAAGCAUCUGUUUGCAACCUUUUAUGCGGCUGCCCUAGUCUUGAAGUUUUGUCCGUGCAUAGAGAACGCAAUGUCGAUGUGGAGACUUUUACUAUUGUGGUGCCAUCAUUACAGAGACUAACCAUAUAUGAUUUUUGCAUAGGAGGAGGUAAGGGAGGCUAUGUGAUAAAUGCUCCUUCUUUGAAAUACUUGAACAUUGUAGGGUUCGAGGGGCUUGAUUUUUGUUUGAUUGAGAAUGCGCCAGAGCUGGUGGAGGCAGAAAUCAGUGACGUUUCUCAUAUAGCUAAUGAGAACAUUCUAGAAUCUCUAACUUCAGUGAAACGUCUGUCCUUAGAAUCGCCAAUAAAGAACUCCACUUUAAGGUACUUUUUUUAUUUUGUAUUACAUAAAUUGCCUUGUUCUCAGCUAUCUUGUAUCGAAAAAGGUCUAGAUGGACAGAAUUGGAAUCCACCAAAAUGUGUACCGGAAUGUUUGUUGUUCCAUCUUGAGAAAUUCUUGUGGACAGGAUACGAAUGGCAACGAGGAGAUGAGAAAGAAGUGGCCACAUACAUACUAGAAAACGCAAGACUGUUGAAGAAAGCAACUUUCUCCACAAAACGCAUUGAUCUGGAAAAUCUCGAAAAGAGACGUGAGAUGCUCAACGAGUUGGCUAGUGUGGCCAGAGCUUCAGAUUCAUGUCAUCUUGUGUUCCAUUCUAUAUAAUCUCUUGAAAUUUUACUAUGUUGUUUUGGCCAUUGGAAAAUGUAUAAUUAUCAGCUCUACCUAUUUAUAGGAUGCUAAUAUUUGGUGACAUUUUGAGGAAGAGAUUCAGAAGACAAUUCAAGGAGUAGACUUAACAAUGACUAAACAAGCUAGAACAAAAGAAAAAGAUCAUAACCAG